This is a messenger RNA of Pisolithus orientalis, 669 nucleotides long. RefSeq lists its product as uncharacterized. The transcript is spliced from 4 exons. The coding region runs from base 133 to 483 and encodes 116 amino acids. The record is from RefSeq and is a predicted model, not a curated record. NCBI's taxonomy places the organism in Eukaryota, Fungi, Basidiomycota, Agaricomycetes, Boletales, Pisolithaceae.
CCACCUGGUCAUAUAUUGGUGGAUCACGAUUGUUGGAUUUAUCAUAUCACUAUCGACAAUGGCAACUGCUGCAAGAUACUUCUCGCAAUACUUGAUGACACUACGCUUUGGUGGUGAUAUGGUGUUCAUUGCAUGGGUCGCCAAUGCAAUCCCCGUCCGCCCGGUAAACGCAGUGUCGUGAUUGCUCUUACGAUUGGCGUUGGGAACGUCGGAACUCUUGUUGGUUCGUGUAUUUGGAAAGAGAGUUGGGGUCCACAGUAUCACCCGUCGUUUCUGAUAUGCCUCGUUUCCCUCUUGGUAUCAGUGGUCAUCGCCUUCCUUAUUCGGACCAUCCAAAUACGGGAAAACAAACGAAUAGAACACCUGGAGAUAGAUGACUUGAAAAAGGAUGAACGUGAACGUAUCGAGAAAGCGGCGGAAUUGGAAGGUAUGACGUUUGUUGACGCGUUCAGACGCCAGAAGCGGUUGCCGGGUGUUUAUUAGUCGGACGCACGUAGCGUCCUGCAAGUUGUUGUAGUUGUUGUAUAUUCAGCGAGUUGAGAAGCUUCGCUACGAAUACCUCGGUAUUUUUUUUUCAGUCAGCUCAUGUUCGUAACACUAGAAGAUUGCCAAUGCCAGAAUCAUACCCCGUGUCGGCCUGGACUCCGCACGAUUGAUAAUCAUAAGGAU